Messenger RNA from Penicillium pulvis, 345 nucleotides. RefSeq lists its product as uncharacterized. The record is from RefSeq and is a predicted model, not a curated record. Bases 1 to 345 code for a protein of 114 amino acids. Lineage: Eukaryota; Fungi; Ascomycota; Eurotiomycetes; Eurotiales; Aspergillaceae. The transcript has a single exon.
AUGACUCAAACCUGGAAGUGCGAUCAGUGCGGCCUCCCCGGCGUCCGUCUAUCUACAAGCCAAGACUCCCAUUCGGCAUACUACAAGUGCAUUCCAUGCAACCGCUCCUUAGGCCAAUGCCCCUGCACUACACCUGGAUCUAGAACAACCUCAACUUGCCCCUGUGGCGAAAAUACUCGUUCCGAAUCACCGGGCCUGGACGUCCCUCGCGGUGUCUCCAUGCUUUCUAAGGAGUACCUCCACAACCCGGACUCGGGCUUCGAUGAGGACUGGGAGUCAAAUUGCAAGCCAGGCUUCAUGGUCUCACGAUUCAAGGCUGCCGGCCAUGAGUUGCUCUGGGCGUGA